UUAGGGAAAUUAUGUUAAUAAUGAAUUUAAAACUUGAGAAAAAUACAAGAUUUUGUAAACUAAUAUCUUUAGAUUUAUUUUCAUUGUGGAAUUUAUGGAAUAUAGAAUUCAACACAUUAAACUUUCUAGGAAAAUAUCAAGAACUAUUCAUUUUUCUUAGUGACAAAAUUAAUGAUUUAAUCUUAACGACAAUUUGUAAAAAGUACAUCGAACUUGGAUUUAAAUUUGAUUUGAAUACAAGUCAGACAUUAUUACCUAGUCCACCUAACAAUGACAACCAAGAUACUACACAAAAUCCAAUAAAUAUGAUACAAUAUGCCAAUGAAGUAAAUGCGAUGAAAAAUAUUGUACAAGAAUAUAUUAUACAAUACAAAAAUUCUAUAAAUUUGGUGCAACCUACCAAUGAAGUAGAUAAACAGGAUGGAAUUAAAAAAGAUGAUACCACUCAAAAUCCAAUAAAUUUGUCAGAACAUACCAAUGAAUUAAAUGCCCUAGAAGAUAUUCAACAACAUG
Molecule: messenger RNA, 513 nt
Organism: Daktulosphaira vitifoliae (grape phylloxera)
Lineage: Eukaryota; Metazoa; Arthropoda; Insecta; Hemiptera; Phylloxeridae
Exons: 4
Source: RefSeq, a predicted model, not a curated record